Saccostrea cuccullata (small rock oyster) is the source of this 752-nucleotide messenger RNA. RefSeq names its product fibroleukin-like. The coding region runs from base 1 to 597 and encodes 198 amino acids. The record is from RefSeq and is a predicted model, not a curated record. The transcript is spliced from 4 exons. NCBI's taxonomy places the organism in Eukaryota, Metazoa, Mollusca, Bivalvia, Ostreida, Ostreidae.
AUGUUUGCAACAUCUACUCGUAAAGAAAUUGGAACCAAGAAUGUGGAAAUUAUGUGUGAUCUCAGAAAUGUUGAAGAAUGGGGGAAUUUUUUAUGUUGUUCGAAACAACGUGCCUGUUAUUCGUGUCAAUCCCAAUGGCAGGGUUCGUCAGAUUUAAUGGAGAAAGGCAAGACAACUCUUUAUCGCAGAAGAUCGAAAGACUCUUUACAGCAGACCUUGGAAUCUCUAAAAAGGGAGAUCAAUACUAUAAAGCAAAACAACACUUUACAGCAGACCGUGGAAGCUCCUAAAAGGGAGAUCGAUACCUUAAAGCAAAACAACUCUUUACAGCAGACCGUGGAAGCUAUUAAAAGGGAGAUCGAUACCUUAAAGCAGAACAACACUUUACAGCGGACGCAUAUCCAACAGUCUCUUACAAGGUCGGAGGGGAAAACCAUGGAAACAGAUUUAAAACUAACAAGGGAUUGUAGAGUUCACUAUCUACUUGGACACAGACAGUCUGGAGUAUAUAACAUAAACCCUUUUGGUAACGAGACCAGAGCCCGCGUGUACUGUGACAUGGAGACUGAAGGAGGAGGUUGGACAGAAAUGACGUAAUACAUCAACUUACUAAAAGAAGGAACUCCCCCCUCUACGUCUCCAUGACACUGACCAAUGGGACAAAGCUCUAUGAAUUAUACAAUCAGUUCUCUGUUGGUGACGAAAUCAACAAAUACAGACUUUUUCUUGGAGGACCAGCUACCGGGGCACUG